GCGUGGGCGGUGUUCUUUGGGCCGCGCGGACUUUCCUCAUUCAUCUCGCAGUAGGAUAUGUCACAGUGAUCCGGAUCGCACAGUCUCCCCGUUACACCGGACAGCAUGCUGCGGGCGUGCAGGAAAGCACGGGCUGCGGCCCUGGCUAAGGAAUGCCUUUGUGCUAAAACAUCUCUACGGCCUGUGCGUGCAUCAAGAGCCUACUCCACCGGCGAGUCCUCCGGGCCCUCUGCCGGUAAGAUUGUUGCUGCCGGUCUGCUGUUUGCUGGAGGCGGUAUCGGCGGAACUGUUCUUUAUGCCAACUGGGAUGCCAAAUUCAGAGAGAAUGUUGAGAAGUCCAUUCCCUACUCUGAGAAGCUUUUUGACUUUGCACUUGGACCUGCGCAGCUCGCGUCAAAAACAAAGCAGGCACCGUCUGGUCCUCUACAGAUUUCGUCGGUGACCGAAGUGAUGAAGAACUCGUCGCAGCGGAAAGAGAAGCCCGAGGCCGCAUCUCCUGCGAAGGAUAACGUAGAAUCUUCAGCGCACGUUGCCCAGAUCAUUUCAGCAACAGGUGAAGCCCUUUCCGUCCCGGCGGCCGUGGUUCAUGAAGAUGACGUACCCAAAAUCCCCGAAUCUAAAGAGAAGAAACCAGACCACCAAACCAGCGCAGAGCACUGUAAGGAGUGCGAUCACGAGGGGUCUCAUGGCGUAAAGGAGCGACCGGCAGAAGAAGUGGCAGCUCGUCUCAAUCAGUUAGAAAAAGAAGAAAAAGAAAGGGUUGAGUCGAUGGCUGCCGUGCUCGAGGAGGCGCUAAGCAAGACGGCCCGGAUUACUCUACAGACAAUCGGCACUCAGGAGUCUGCCGUGCAGGCGAUAAACUUCCAUGCCCAGAAACUGCGAGAGGCCAUGGAUGACUCCCAGAUCCCGAGUGAAAACAAGUCCUUGCAGUGGCGAGAUUUGGAAGAUGCCUUAAAGGUGCGAAGCAAAGCUGUGGAUGGAGCAGCGGACUCCCUUCUCAAGGCUAAGGAGGAGUUGGAGAAGAUGCAGCGCGUUAUUGAUGACUAUAAGAAGAAUGCUGUUAACGGUGCCAAGGCUCACAUCAUUUCUGCCGAGGAGAACCUGCAUCGCAUGAUUGUGGACCUCGAUAAUGUUGUUAAAAAGGUCCAAGCAGCUCAGUCCGAAGCCAAGAUCGUGGCCCAGUACCAUGAGCUGGUGGCCGUGGCUAGGGAGGGAUUCCAGAAAGAACUGGACAGCAUCACUCCUGAAGUACAGGCUGGCUGGAAGGGAUUAAAAAUUUCCGAUAUAGCUGGCCAGCUGAGCACGGAUGACCUGAACUCCCUUAUUGCGCAUGCACACCGGCGCAUUGACCAGUUGCACAAGCAGCUUGCGGAAUACCGAGUCCGAGAGCAGCAGCACAUCGAGGCAGCCUUAGAGAAUCAGAAACUCGAGGAUAAGAAAGCUCUUGAGAUGGCGGUGAGCAAGGCGCUGGAACACUACCGGUCCGAGAUUCAGCUGGAGCAGGACAAGAAGGUUGAAGAGGUGCGAGAAGUGAUGGAGGCAGAGAUGAGGACCCAGCUGCGCAGGCAAGCGGCCGCUCACACCGAUCACCUGCGAGACGUUCUGACUGUCCAAGAACAGGAGCUGAAAGCAGAAUUCAAUCAGGCUUUAGCCGAAAAGAUUUCAGAGCAAGAGAUGCAGUUUAGACGUCUUUCCCAGGAGCAGUUAGACGGCUUCACGUUGGACAUUAAUACGGCCUAUGCACGCCUCAAGGGCAUCGAGCAGGCCGUGGAAGGGCAUGCAGUCGCAGAAGAAGAAGCCAGAAAGGCCCAUCAUCUAUGGCUUUCGAUCGAAGCAUUAAAAUUCUCCCUGAAAACUGCCUCUGGCGAUGGCCCUACUGAACCUCUAGAGGGCGCCGUUCAGGGCAUCAAAGCCAGCUGCUCCAACAAUGAAUUCACCGAAGCCCUGACCGCAGCUCUCCCGCAAGAGUCUCUAAACAGAGGUAUCUACAGCGAGGAGGCCCUCAGAACCCGAUUUCAUACCGUCCGAAAAUUGGCCCGUCGGGUGGCCCUGAUCGAUGAGACCAGAAAUAGCCUCUACCAAUACUUCCUGUCCUACCUGCAAUCGCUGCUUGUAUUCGAACCUAAACAACUCCAGCCCCCAAUGGAGCUCAGCCCCGAAGACCUCGACGCUUUCAAACUGCUGUCCUACGCCUCUUACUGCAUUGAACGCGGGGAUUUGGAGCUGGCGGCCAAGUUUGUGAACCAGCUGACGGGAGAGGCAAGAAGAGUGGCCCACGAUUGGUUAGCAGAAGCCAGGGUCACCUUGGAAACCAGACAGGUCAUUGAUAUCUUGUCCGCCUAUGCAAGUGCAGUUGGUUUAGGAACAACACAAGUACAAUAAAUUUCACUAACAAGGGAAAUCUCAUGGAAAUGCAUCAGUGUUGGGGGAAAAAGUUUCCUUUUCAUGACCUACAAAUAAACCUAAUUUAAAUUC
This is a messenger RNA of Spea bombifrons (plains spadefoot toad), 2475 nucleotides long. RefSeq names its product inner membrane mitochondrial protein (gene IMMT). The record is from RefSeq and is a predicted model, not a curated record. The coding region runs from base 106 to 2382 and encodes 758 amino acids. Gene Ontology annotation, cellular component: MICOS complex. The transcript has 15 exons. Lineage: Eukaryota; Metazoa; Chordata; Amphibia; Anura; Pelobatidae. Gene Ontology annotation, biological process: cristae formation.